Molecule: messenger RNA, 774 nt
Organism: Drosophila navojoa
Lineage: Eukaryota; Metazoa; Arthropoda; Insecta; Diptera; Drosophilidae
Source: RefSeq, a predicted model, not a curated record
CGCACGGCCUGGGACGGACACAGUGAAAGUGAAAUUGACGAUAUGAUGAAGUACCUGCUAAGCGGCGUACUCCUUCUGGCCAUCGGUCUGCAGCAGAUCGAGGCGCACGGCAUGAUGCUGAGCCCGCCGAGUCGGUCCUCGCGCUGGCGCUUCGAUGGAUCUGCGCCCCAGAACUACAAUGACAACGAGCUCUUCUGCGGUGGCUUAUAUACCCAGGCAAACAAUGGCGGCAGAUGCGGCCUGUGCGGCGACAACUUCUCGGCUGCGCAACCGCGCCCCAACGAGAUCGGCGGCCAGAUUGGUGGCAAUGGUGUCAUUACCAAGAGCUACAUAGCCGCCAAUGCCAUCACAGUUGGCGUUAAGAUCACCACGAAUCAUCUGGGCCACUUUGAGUUCCACCUGUGCAACUUGGAUGCCUUUGGAGGGGAGUCCGAGGAGUGCUUCGAUCAGCAUCGCCUGCGCUUUCCCGACGGCAGCGAUCGGCUUGAGAUCGGCACCAAGGCUGGCGAGUUCGAUGUGACCGUCAUCCUGCCUGAGGGUCUCACCUGUCAGCACUGCGUGCUCCGCUGGACUUACGUAGGCGCCAACAACUGGGGCAACUGUGGCAAUGGCACUGGCGCCUUGGGCUGUGGUCCCCAAGAGACCUUCAAGAACUGCGCCGAUGUGAGCAUCUACUGGGGCCGCAACAUGCUGAAGGAAAUGGCACGUUCAGCUCCCGUUCCUGUCGUGCCAGUGGAGGUCGACUCCAUAGAGGCUUGAGUGAAAGCCAAGAGG